Messenger RNA from Ostreobium quekettii, 969 nucleotides. NCBI's taxonomy places the organism in Eukaryota, Viridiplantae, Chlorophyta, Ulvophyceae, Bryopsidales, Ostreobiaceae. The record is from the annotation of a GenBank genome assembly.
AUGACCGUGCUCGAGUCUAUAGGUGCCGGUGCCUUGGCCUUCGCGGCCCUCGUGCUGCUCUACUUUCUGUUCGAAUUUGUGAUUUCCGUGCUUCCCGGCGCGCAUUCCCUUGAGGGAGCGGCCGUCGUCGUGACUGGAUGCGACUCCGGCAUCGGACGCCGCAUGGCCUUCCACCUGGCCAAGACGCACAAAGCUCAUGUCUUCGCUGGGUGCCUCACGUCGUCAGGCGCCGACGCCCUGGAGGUUGAAACAAGCCAAGGCCAGCGCCUCAGGGCUUUCGUCAUGGACGUCACGAGUGACGUCAGCGUGGCGGCGGGGCUGGAAUUCGUCAAGAGCCACCUGGGGGGGCGCCGGCUGUUCGCCGUCAUCAACAACGCGGGGGUGACUAAGGGCAUGCUAGUCGAGUUCACGACAAUGGAGGAGUACAUGGGGGUUAUGGACGUCAACUACUUGGGAAUGGUCCGGGUCACGAAGGCGUUCUUGCCGCUGCUGGUGGAGGCAAGGGGGCGGAUCGUGAGCAUCACGAGCGUCGCGGCGCUGAUGGCAGCACCCGCAGGCUCUGCGUACGCGGCGUCCAAGUUCGCAGCUACAGCGUUCAGCGACUCGGCGCGCCGGGAGCUGCAGUCUCAGGGCGUCAAGGUGGUUCAGAUUCUGCCGGGAUUCAUGAACACCGGCAUGGCCGAGCCGAAGCUUCUGGAACGCAAUCUGAAGGAGCCUUUCUAUCGCGCGGAUGCCGCGAUGCAGGAGCGCUACGGCGGAGAGAAGAAGAUCACUGAGGCGGCGGAAGCUACAAUCAACAUGAUCAAGACUCUCGCCGCUGAUCCCGACAUCAUCAUGGGGCCCGUGCUUAAAGCGUUGCGGUGCAGGUAUCCCAGAGCGAGGUACCUGUGCGGGAAGGAUGCGCACUUCAUGUUCUAUCCGUUAUCUCUUUUGCCCACCAGGCUGCUGGACCGCAUGAUAGCGAGUUGA